CAAUCACAUCCCGCGGUUCAAGGUGAGUCACACAGAGUGCGUGUUGUUGACGGUGCUGCUGGUUUGAAAACAGUGGUUAAAGCCGCCGUGUUUCGUUUUUCCAUCGUGUCUUGACGUUGUUAUCGGAGAUGAACAGCGUCGGGGAGGCGUGCACCGACCUAAAGCGGGAAUACGACCAGUGCUUUAAUCGCUGGUUUGCCGAGAAGUUCCUGAAGGGGGACCGUAGUGGGGACCCGUGCACGGAGACCUUCAGGAAGUACCAGCGGUGCGUGCAGAAAGCCAUCAAAGAGAAGGACAUUCCGAUCGACGGGGUGGAGUUCAUGGGCCCCAACAAGGACAAACCGGAGAGCUGAUGGAGACGAGACCCGGACGGUCGUCGGUAACGACACCAUUACCGAUUCACUGCACCGACCGGGCACUGUGUCCACGAGGCCCAUUGAGCAUGCGCAGAAACAUAGCGGAUGAGCUAAUGAAGAUGAGCAGGCUGUGUGAAUGUGUGUGAUUUUCUUUUUAAAUUUGCUGCUGCUUGAUUUCUUUGAGUUUAUUCAACAUGGGGAGUGGACAUGCCGGGAUUAACCUCCUUAGGGGCUGGAGCUGGAGCUGAAAUAACUGAUCGAUCGACAAUGGACAUCAAUCAGCAAGUGCUGUUACGAUCAUUUAGUUUGAAAAGUGUUUCAAGCUAAAAAUUUCAACAAAGUGCUCGUUCCCGCCCCUCCAAUGUGAGGACUUUCUGACAUCACCAGUCAAUCACUAGCCAAUAGUCCAAUAUAGCCAAUAUUCAAUAAUGAAAAGUAGCAGCAACUAUUUUGGUAAUCACUUAAUUGUUUAAGUCAAUUUUCAGCCCCCUGCCCAAUGUUGAUGGUUGUAGCAUCUCCAGUGUGAGGAUUCAGUUUUAUGUCAUUGUAAUCCAAAUUUGUUUGAGUUUUGGAUAUGAAGAGGUCACCUUGGACACUGGGAACUGUGAUGGACAUUUUAUAAACUAACAGACAAACUGGACAAGUAACUAUGUGAUCAGCCGAUAAUGAAGAUAAUGGUGAUGAUUACAGCCCUGCAGCAGUGGGUUUACUGUUGAGCUUUUCUCCUAUAAUUAUAAAUUUUACCUUUUUAUUAAAUUUUCUUUUCCUUUCAAAAUACUUUGAUGUUUGUCUUCCCUCUGUAUUGUAAGUACUGUAAGUAUUUAUUCUUUUGAAUCAGAUCCCAGGUCAAAGGUUGUACAGAAAAGCAGUGCUACCCUGGCAUUUUCCACUGAAAAUAUAGACUUUUAAUUCAUUUUUCUUUUUGUCAUUUUUAGGGCUGGGACGAUGAUCCGACGUAAUCGACGUUGUCGAUUAUA
Seriola dumerili (greater amberjack) is the source of this 1333-nucleotide messenger RNA. It is a transcript of the gene triap1, whose product is annotated as TP53 regulated inhibitor of apoptosis 1. The coding region runs from base 129 to 353 and encodes 74 amino acids. NCBI's taxonomy places the organism in Eukaryota, Metazoa, Chordata, Actinopteri, Carangiformes, Carangidae. The transcript has a single exon. The record is from RefSeq and is a predicted model, not a curated record.